Molecule: messenger RNA, 1077 nt
Organism: Trichomycterus rosablanca
Lineage: Eukaryota; Metazoa; Chordata; Actinopteri; Siluriformes; Trichomycteridae
Product: 4-galactosyl-N-acetylglucosaminide 3-alpha-L-fucosyltransferase 9-like
Exons: 1
Coding region: 1-1077 (358 amino acids)
Cellular component (GO): membrane
Molecular function (GO): alpha-(1->3)-fucosyltransferase activity
Source: RefSeq, a predicted model, not a curated record
AUGCCAUCUGAAAUAGGCCAUGAUGUUUGCCGUUUCUUCCGCUUUGCCAUCUUUAUACUUCCCACCUUGCUUAUGGGCUCCCUUUAUUACAUGCCUUCCUUCCAACAUCUCAUCAAACCAUAUAAAUCCAGCAGCACUGCACACCAUCCCAUCCUGGUGCUCAUCUGGCUCUGGCCCUUUGAUCAGCCCUUUGACCUUGAGCUCUGCAGUUCCCAGUUCAACAUACAAGGCUGUCACCUUACAGUCGAUCAGAGUUUGUACGAUAAAGCAGACGCCGUCCUGAUCCACCACAGGGACAUCACCAGGGACUUAUCCAAUUUACCCCAGUCUCCUCGGCCACCUCAUCAAAAGUGGAUCUGGAUGAAUUUGGAGUCACCAUCAAACACAGCCCAAAUUCCCAGCCUAGACAACCAGUUUAAUGUCUCGCUGAGUUACCGCAGGGACGCCGACAUCAGUGUGCCCUAUGGACGGCUGGUUCCUGUUAACCAAGACCACAAGUUCGUGCCACCAGAAAAGGACAAGCUAGUAUGCUGGAUAGUUAGCAAUUACAACCCUGAACACAAGAGGGUGCACUACUAUGAACAGCUGCAGAAGUAUGUCCAGGUUCAUGUCUACGGUGACUAUUUUGAGAGGCAUGUCUCCGAAGAGGAGUACAAGGACAUCGUCUCAGGCUGUAAAUUUUAUUUGUCAUUUGAAAACUCUAUGCACAAGGACUACAUCACAGAGAAACUGUUUAACGCUCUGGAUUUGGGGGCCAUACCCAUCGUGGUGGGCCCUUCCAGACACAAUUAUGAGUGUUUCAUCCCAGCUGAUGCAUUCAUCCAUGUGAAUGACUUCUCCACUGUGAGGGCACUAGCUAAAUACCUGCUGCUUUUGGACAGAGACGAAGCCAUGUAUCGCAGGUAUUUUAGAUGGAAGAGGCAUUUUCAAGUGAAGACCUUUUCCUUUCCUGCAGAAAAUGCUUGCCUUGCUUGCGAUUACAUCCGACAAAAUAGGCAGUAUCAGGUUCUGAUGAAUCUCUAUCAGUGGUACUGGGAUAAAGGGGAAGAACCAGAUAAAUCGCUAUUCCUCUACUAA